Molecule: messenger RNA, 5429 nt
Organism: Gaeumannomyces tritici R3-111a-1
Lineage: Eukaryota; Fungi; Ascomycota; Sordariomycetes; Magnaporthales; Magnaporthaceae
Exons: 2
Coding region: 523-5079 (1518 amino acids)
Biological process (GO): regulation of transcription by RNA polymerase II
Cellular component (GO): mediator complex
Molecular function (GO): transcription coregulator activity
Source: RefSeq, a predicted model, not a curated record
GGUGAACUUAGGCCGCCUCGAGAUCCCAAACCCGGCAUGUUGGUUCGGAUCCGCCACCGACCUCUCAUCACUAUCCCAUCUCGCCCAGCCUGCCAUCUUUGCUUAAUAACUCUAGCCGAUUAGCCUUAGAGCUUGCAAGCGGCGCUGCUCCUUUGCUUUCUUACAUCCCUGGCCGCCUCCAUCGACGGCUUUUCUGGCACGAGAUCUGGCUGUGCGCCCAGCUCUGACCGCACACUCGCCUCUCCUGCUCGUUGGAGAACGCCCUCCUGGCGCGCUCCGCCUCUCCGCUCCUGUUCGGCUGGGGCCCGCCAAUGAUGGAGUUUGGCAACAACGAGCUUUCAGACUUGACCGCUCAGCUUCCAUUGCCAUCCUACCACCGCGUCCACCUCGCAGCGGCUGACUCUUCAUCCCCGGCGUCGCGCCCUCGCCCUUAACCUCUGCUCGUCACCUAGUUUCUGACGUCUGUAGCCGCCGCCUGAUCUGCCCGCGCCGGUUCCCGAUGUAACGAUCGAAGCAUACGAGAUGGACCCGGGAGAUUACGAUACCAAUUCUCUAUUAAUUAACGAUGUUGCUUCCAUCAGCUUCAGGGUGUACGAGCCGGUCUUGUCGUCAUCGAUCUACACAUUCGCCGCAUCCGACGUCGAAAGAGCGCUCAGGCGCGAGGGUCACCUUGUAUAUGCCGACUCCGUCCGUCGCGUGCUCUGGUGCUUCUUCCUAGUGGGCAAGGAUGCUUCUCAGGUCGCGCCGUCGGAUCUCGCACAAACACUGGAGAUAUGCGGUUACAAGCUAAACAAGGUCACCGACGGCACCUUUGACCCAAUCAGCCUCCUCAAAACCCGGCCGUCGACCACAAACGCAAUGAACACCCCGAGCAGCUCUUCCUCGACUGGCUCCGCGCUGGACCAGCCUGCUCGAAGCACCCAACCGGCACAGUCGGGCUCGUCUCCCGUAUGGCCUUCGGGGCCCACAGAUUACGAGACAAAACAUGACCCUAGGGGUUCCUCGAGUGUCCCGGCCAAGGAAGUAUACGAGUACUUCGUCUCCGCCGUUCUUUCCAGCCUGUCGGCGGCGUUCUGUGCCAAAAUAGGAGCCAUCGCACUGAAUUCCCGCUCACUCCUGCUGCCCCGCGCAGCGUCCCCAUUAGAUGAUGGCACGGUUGGACCGAACCAGCCUCGGGCGAUCCUUGCCACUUUUCGCGUCUACCUAACCACCACCGGCUCGCUCGUGAUCGGCCUGGCGCUCUCCGUCAUGAAUGGUAUCAUGUCUUGCGCCGAGCGUAUGGCGACCAACCCAAUACCGGCUAGGAUCCCUGUGCUUGUGGCACCUCUGGGGGCAUAUGGAACGCUUCAAAGCUCGUUUGAUCCCACCUCCGGCUUUGAUCAGCACUCAGUCCAGUCUCCAGAUACCCAGAUCACGCGGCCACGACCAGACACGGACGAGAGGAUGGCGCGGUGGCGUAGAGACUGCAUAAAGAUACUGGAGAUGCGUGGCGUGUCUCCCUCGGUGCUCUCGGGAACCUCGUGGGUAAGCAUCCAGUCUUUGCGCAAGAGAGCUUCCGAGCACAAAGUCGACGGCAAAAGGACUCCAGGUGGCGCGACAGCAGGCACCAGCACUGUGUUCUGGCCCUCUGUGCUCUGUUUUCAUAGGACAUCGAGGAGUGAUCGGCCAUCAUCCCUGUCGUCUGAGGCCCUUGGUGUCGCCGAGGUGGCCGCGAUGGACCCCCUUACCAAUGCAAGAGCCUGGCUCAUGGGCGCCGAGGAGCGGGACGGUCUCCUGUUGCGAAGGCAAAAGGAGAGGGAGGCACUUGCAUCACGCGUGACGGCUGAUGGGGAUGCACGCGCACAGCCCUCAAACGGAUACUCGCCGCUAAAGCUGCGGAGGCAGAGUAAUUCCAACGCUGUGCCCUUGCCAGGAACAAUGUACCCCACCCCUCCAGACGGCGUCCAGAAUCCUGCCGCUGCCACUUCAUAUCUGGAUGGCACUGUGUCAAGUCCAGCGAACGCGCCUGGCGUAGCUCUCAUCGCCUCCGCCGCAGACGUGGACGUGGUCAUGACACAAGCGGACGCUGGGCCUGCCGGGGGCUUCGGUGAUGGCUGGGAGGGGGGUGAUGUCAAGCGCGCGGACCCGGAAUUUCUUGGUGACAUGGGCGCAGAUAUCUUUGGAGACAACGAUAUUACUGAUGCCGAUUUCAGCUUCUUCGACGAGCAGCCUGGUGGCGGCGACAUGGACUUUUCCGGGCUGUCCAGUAUGGGCGUUGCCAUGGAAGCGCCCUCCAACACCUCCCUAUCCUUUGGCACCUACCCUCAAAAGCCGGUCGAGCCCGUUGCCCUUCCACAAGUCAUCCCCUUGCCGCCCGUCUUCGCGAAACCCGAGCUUAAGCAUGCCAGGAGCAGCUUGGUGGAUGAGUCUCGUUUCGGGAAUGACGACACUCGGCUCCGGAGGCAGCCCUCUGGGGGCGUCAAGAGACAGCCGAGCCCGUUCGACCCCGAUACCGUGUUCAAGAGGGUCCGGGCGUCUCUGGAAAGCACUUCUGCGCUUUCCAACAGGAAUCUGCAUCCGUCGAGGCGUGGCAGCGUCUUCGAAAAGGUCGACUUUGACCCCUAUCUGGCGCUAAAUAAUAAAAAGUACCAGGAAAACGGACGCUUCGGGUGCCGCUGGGACGUUAAAAAGGAAAACAGGGCAAACGAUGCGGCGUCCCCGCCGACUACAGACUACCUCCGCCGCCAUGGGAACCGACGCAACAAACUCAAGGAGCUCCCCUCAUCAAACGUCGGUGCCCUUCUCGCCAAGAUCACGGGGGACCUCGAGACGAGCUCUUUGCAACCAAGCCCUGACAAGAUGGAUGAUCCGCCCUCUGAUGCUGACGACGUCAGUCUCGUUUCUGAUCAAGACGACACCAGCUACACCAGUGAAGAGCCAACAUCGCCCACCCGAUCGGUUGCCACCCGGAGACGUCCGGAAGAUGACGCAAUAUCCCUGGCUACAUCGCUGAGGGAACUGGACACUGCCGGGGCGUCAUCACCUCAGGUAUCGGUAGACCUGUCCAGGUUCGCCAACAACGAGCCGCCCGAGCUCCCUCUUGCUCGAUGGUUCGCCGAGCCGGAGCCGACAGGGCUGUCUGGGUCAUACGGCGACGAUGACUAUAUAAUGAUAGCACAGAUCCUUACGGAGCAGGCCGCUUUAGGCAUGCUGAAGCUAGCUGCGGCGCCGCAUGCCGACUCGGAGUUUUCCAACCCACGAGAAACCCGUCGGAAAAUCUCAACUUGCGCGAGGUACUCUCUUCGGGUUCUUCGCUCAGUCCUUCCGCCUUCCCUGUCCGGUGCCUUGGAGUGUCGGUUCAAGCCUCUGCUGGACGUCCAAGACAUUCCUCUGGUUGGACCACCCAGCCGACUGCCGCCCAGGCCGACCGGUGCCCCCGAGCAGACGCGUCCCAAUCUUUUCCAGAUUCCUCCGCCACAGUUCGAGCUGCGGCGGCACGAGACGAGGCUUUCGUUGCUGCCGUCCUGCACGGACUUUUGGGAGAGCCUAGGACUUGGCCCAUCGCAAGGCCCCAAGGACGUGCUCGCCGUGUGCGUUUUCCCAGAGUGGGAGGGCCUGCUGGACCAUGUGGACAACUUUCUGAACCGCACACGGACCGUCUAUGACUCCUUGAAGCUCGGCUCGUUUGAGCGUCUACCGACCGUCGGGGGUCUGUCGGACGGUCUGGUUCCGUACGAGGUUGGUGGCAGCUCGCCCAUCGAGUCCCCUAGCUCGGUUGUGGCGCGACCCGGAUCCGUUGUGGCCGACCGGAUGAGCAAGCUCAGCCAGGCGCUUGCUGCGACGGCGGCUUCCGAGAAAAACUUUGUGGUCUACUACGUCUACACGCCCUCGAAUCCGACGUCCAUCGUCGAUUGCUGCGCGGCGUUCCAGCGGCUCUUUGAACUCUACAAGAAGCUGUUGUCAGACAAGCGGGCCCAAAGCAAUAACGAGCUCGUGAUGCAGCUGCUUCCCCUCGACAUGGUGGCGUCGGCAUCAAGCCUGGCUAUACCAGCACCAUCGGAGUAUGUCAGGCUAUGCUUGGAGACAUAUGAUCGCUGCACGCUUUUUGAUGGCACGAUGCCUGCGCCAGCCAUUAUACUUGAGCAGCCACUGCCACGACAUAUCGAGUUCAAGCUUACCAGCGCCUCAUCUACCAAUGUGCUCUAUGAGAACUCGUGCAUCCACAUCGCGUACGCCCAGAGCGUCGACGAGCGGUGGAUGACGGUGGCGUGGACGGAUAACCGUGGCAUCAAGCAAAUGACGGCGUCGUACUGCCUGGGCAGGAGAGACAGGCCGCUGUCGACCCCCUUUGCCAAGGUGGCACAGGAGAUCUGGGAUACAACCGAGGAGCUCAUCUCGGCGUGGAGGGUACAUUGGCAGUUGAUCGUCACGAAGUGCGGCCCCAUGGACCAGCAGGAGGUGGACACGUGGGUUGCCUUGCAGCAGGGCGAAACUAAGGUGCCCUCGAUCAGCCUGACGCUGCUGACGGUUGACACUGAUCCAUCCUUGCUCCUUGUGCCGCCCCCGGCCAGGAUAGCGCUGACCACAACGAACACCCUCUACACGACUCCGGCCUCGACUCCCCAGGCGUCGGUAAUGUCCCCCGAACAAGUGAACGGACCGGCCACUCCCCUGGGCACCGGGCCCACCUCGGGCCCAGCCAACCCGACGACUCCCGGCACCGAGCCAAGCGCGGUCGACCCGGACAUCGACACAACGCUAGUGGAUAUGACAGAUGCAACCUGGGGGGCCAUACUUUCGCACAGGCUCAACAACGCCGCGUCGCUGACAGACCUGACGCCGGCGCUUGUCAGCGGCUACCUUGUCAAACGGGGCGGCACCCGGCUCGAGGACCCGCCCGUGGCCAUGGAGCUCAAUGUGAUAUACACCGAAGGCAACCCGCGCAUGUAUGAGGCUCUCCUGCGGGAGAUGCUCAGUUACUUCAGGGGACUUGGCUCUCUGGCGCGAGCCAGGGGAGUGGUUGACCGCGAUGUCGACAUAAGGCCGUGGCACAUUGCGGCGGCUGAGAAAGGAAUUCAUGCGCUUCACCAGCUGCUUUAAGGGGUUGUCAAUGGUCAAGGUAUACCAGGAGGGUACGAAGCCAGAACGCAAGGGGCGGUCACUCGAGGGGGGCGUUCGUGGAGGCAUUAAGUAGAUGGUAACGUUGUUGUAUGUGCGACGGGCGUUUGGGCUGCGAGUCACGCUGACAGGAUGUCACGGUUUUCUCCCGCUCCCUAUUUGUCACUUUUAGUAGUUACUGAGAUUCCCCGGUUGCUGGUGUCUGGAGUUGGAAGCUGAAGCGUGUUUGCACGGAGGCAUUGGUCGGGACAGAAUCGGUCACUGUUUAUGCAUAAAACUAUAGGAUACCAUUCCAGGUACACAAUGCACAUUUUGCCGUCUAUAAUGAGGAC